This is a messenger RNA of Exaiptasia diaphana, 3468 nucleotides long. RefSeq names its product SMC5-SMC6 complex localization factor protein 2. The transcript is spliced from 10 exons. Lineage: Eukaryota; Metazoa; Cnidaria; Anthozoa; Actiniaria; Aiptasiidae. Bases 76 to 2826 code for a protein of 916 amino acids. The record is from RefSeq and is a predicted model, not a curated record.
UACCGUCAAAAUACGAAAAGUUUGGCCUCGAAAAUGUUUAUACCUGCUAAGUAUAAGAUAUGAAUUGCCCUAAUUAUGAAACGCAAACAUUCAUCGGCGUCUUCACAGAAAGGAUGUCAGAUAAUAUCAAAGUUCUUUAAAACAUCAGAGAGCCAAGAUAUCCAUGAUGCUGCCAGACUGAAAGAAGCUGCCGAUUCCACAGUCUCACAACCAAAAAGCCUUGUGGCCCCAGUUCUUCAUAAACUGACCAAAUUAAGGGAAACCCUAAUCAAGAAAACUACUUUUAGAAGCACAAAGACUGAUGAUGACAGACACGAAAAUAAUAUGAACAAUAAUAGUGCAUUAGAUAAGCAAAGCGAAUCAGGUAAUUCUUCAAACUGCAAGUCAAGUGUCGACGAAGGUGGUGUUUUGCCACAGAGUAUCAAACAAGAUAGUGUGGAAAGUGCUGGUGUUGUUGCAGGAAAUGUCACUUCUCCAAGAAAUACAAGCCUUUCUGAUUUUAGUUCACAUAAGAAUGGUGCACUUGGAACAAGUGAACAAUAUGAUUCAUUGAACAGUGAAGUGUUUGUCAAUGACCAAAAUCAUUCAACUAAUAAACAGUUUAUGGAACAUAAUACAGUCAAGAACAAUGAUAUAGAAUAUCAAGAAGGUAAUAAUAUUGAACAUUCAAUUGAAGCACCAUUGAUGGAUGAGUUAAUGGUUACCGAUAGCGAUGGAAGUCUUUUGGAUAGGAAUACUGAAGAAAAUCUUGCUGAUGAUGAAGAAGAUUCAGAAAUGAUCUCAGAGGAUGAUGAAAGUCCAAUUAAACAACAACUUUUUCAAGUGUCUAGUAGACUAUCAAAUAUAGCUCACAGUACUGAAACCUUAUUAGAUCCUGUUGCUCCAAAACAUGACCCAGAAGACAUUGUACCUCAAAAAACCUUUAGUCAACAUGACAAUGAUUUAGCUCCGGCAUGCUCUUCUCAGAUAGGAGACAAAAACUUUGAUGAUAGUGAUUCAGAUUCUGACGACGAUUUACUUACUCCGCCAUCUUUCUUAUAUGAAAACAAAUUGAAGGUACAACAACUAUUGUGUACACCAGAGAAGUUAACAACUCCUCAAGGUGCUAGUCCACUGUGUUCUCCUAUCAAGCCUGCAAGAGAUAUGAAGAAAGAAGUGGAGGACAAGAAGUAUAAGUUUUCUUUGCAAAAAAUGCUGAAUAAGAGUAAGAAAACAGAGGCUAAGGACGCUAAGUUAUCUGAAAUGCAGGCUGAUUUAGAGGCUGGUAUCAAGAAAGGUGGAGUCAAGACCAUGACAAGUACGAUAAGUGAAGAUGAAACAGACACUGAUGUUGAUGAUGGCAAAGACCUUAGCAAGUGCAAUCUACCAGAAGAAGUAUCAAAGCAUCUAGUUAAAGUCACAAACUUUUCUGAGAAACUUAUUGGAGAAGACAUCUUUCCUGAAUUUCACAACUCCAUAUUUGACCAAGAACUACCUUUCUUAAACUUCCCUGAUCCAGUUCAUAAUGACAAGUUUCUAGAGAAUCUCAUCUCAUCCAAGCCUAGUGCAGUAAAAGAGGUUAUUUGUGGUCAGUGGUUUCUACAGUAUUAUCUCAAGAGGCCUUGCCCUGCACCAUUGGCUGAGUGGAUUUUUAACAUAAUGUGUGUCUAUCCUGAUGUAUACCUUAGUACUCAUUGUUUUAAGGCCCUGUGGGCGUUAUUGAGAGCUGGCUAUCAGGUACAAAAUGGAAUUCCCAAAGGCAUCCGUGGUAUUUCAAAUUGGAUACCAACUACAAGCAGUAUCAUCUACGUCCUACAAUUCUACGGUGCUACACUAGAGACACUUAACUUCAACAAACAAUUAUCCUCCCCCCAAAAAACAGACACCACUGUCAAAAAAGAAACCAAAACUUCAAAGCUGUCUACUUGUCAACCUUCUCAGCUUUGUUUUUAUAUUCGACAACUUGUUCAGAUAGUAACACACGCAGUACACUAUGGAUCUUACAUGGAGAAUGAUCUUCCUAUUUUACUGGGUAUUAUGUGUAGGUUAUCACUUGAUUUAAGACUACAGGAGCUUUUGUUUGACCUAGGGAUAUGUAUAUCUGAGAUUCUGAACUGUUUUGGGAGUGCUCAGUGGGAGGAGCAGAUUGAAACAUUACCAUCAGUACUUGCAUUGAUAAGCACCAACCACAGAAAUCUCUUACACGUUAUUCAAAUCUUACCCCCCUCCCCCAGGGGGUCACGACUACGACAACUGACAUGCAUAGUGCUACUGAAAUUCUUUAUUGAAGAAUUAUUGAAUUCAGGGAAUGAAACUAAAAAUGCCAUUUCAAGGACAGAACAACUCCAGAACUUAUGCAAGAACGUUACAUUUGAGUUAAGUCAGCUGUCUGCUCUUGUGGAGCAAAUCAAACCAAAGAAAAUUCCCAAUUGUGAUAAUUAUCUUCUUCACACCAUUAUUUUCCUGGUCGACCUUGCUGUUGGAUCAGAGGAUUAUCCAUCUUCAGACAGGCCCAAACUGAAAACGUUAGCCAGUAAACUUAGCAGUUUGAAUGGUGAGAUCAAAGACCCAAGAGCUAAGUUCUUGGACAGAACUAAAGUGAAAGAUCUGAUAGUCAGAACGGUUCAUAGAAUCACUUGUCUUGUAGGCACUAUUAAACCUUCAAAAGAGAAACAGCUCACUGAGUACUUUGAAGUGAACAACUCCAGUUACACCAUUGAGUCCCUAAAAGACUCUGAAUUACCAAGCUGUGAAGAGGACAAUUCUUCAAGCAACUCAUCUAGCAGAGGACCCAGUCCUACUCCUUUAGCUGAUGAUUUGAGUGACAAGGAUGACGAGACAAUAUGAUUUUGAUGAAUAGUAGACAUUAAUGAGCAAUAUUGCAUGUUUUGAGUAUUUUCUUUUGAUGUCAGUGAAUUUUUUUAUCUACAGUGUACAUCAGCUUGAUGGUUGUAUUCAAAUGACUGAAAAGUUAGUCAUGUAUAGUAUCUUCAACCAAGUCCACUUUCAGGAACAUGUACAUUUUCAAAUCACAUUUUCAGCAAAAUGUGCGACAAUUAAGUUACGGCAAAAUUGAAGUACAUGUUAACAGAUUUUUAGGUGAUUGUUUGUUACUAUGGAUACACGAAUCUGAAGUACUUUGAUUGCUUAUAAAACAAGAGAUUAGAAAUUUAAUUUUGUUUUGUUUUCCCCUGGUUUGCGUAAAUGCAACAUAUUGAGAAACUGUGUAAAUACAACUUUUGAUAUAAAUUUGCAAAAAUUUAUUGAAGACAUCAGUCGAUAAUACUAGUAGUAAUAUUAUGGAUUUAGUAUACCCAAGAGUAACUUCAACAUAAAAAUACAAAAAACAACAACAACAACAAACAAAACAAGAACAAGAACAACAACACACACACAAAAAAAAACAAGGACAGUGUUGUUGUUUUCAUAUUAUUUAAUAUGAAAACACUGCACUAACAAAUUGUUAUGGUUUCACGAUGAUUUUAAUUG